Messenger RNA from Bufo gargarizans (Asiatic toad), 879 nucleotides. RefSeq names its product histamine H3 receptor-like. Bases 1 to 879 code for a protein of 292 amino acids. Gene Ontology annotation, biological process: adenylate cyclase-activating adrenergic receptor signaling pathway. Gene Ontology annotation, molecular function: histamine receptor activity. Gene Ontology annotation, cellular component: membrane. Lineage: Eukaryota; Metazoa; Chordata; Amphibia; Anura; Bufonidae. The record is from RefSeq and is a predicted model, not a curated record. The transcript has 3 exons.
AUGGAAUUGCUGUAUUCAGAAAAUGUCAGAGUCAUUAUCAUUGUGCUUAUAUCUUUGCUUAUUGUGCUCACUGUUCUUGGUAAUAUUCUGGUAAUGUUAGCUUUCAUUGUAGAUAAGAGACUGAGAACUCAAAGCAACUUCUUUCUCCUGAAUUUGGCCAUCUGUGAUUUCUUAUUGGGAGCAGUUGCCAUCCCUUUGUAUGUUCCUUAUAUGCUGACAGGAAAGUGGAUUUUUGGAAGAUUUUUAUGUAAAUUAUGGUUAGUAGUUGACUAUACAAUGUGCACUGCAUCAGCAUUUAAUGUUGCUUUAAUAAGUUAUGACAGAUUCCUUUGUGUCACGAUGGCUGUAUUAUAUCGUUCCUUACAGAAGAGGCACAGUCAGACUGUUUUUAAGAUGCUUAUUGUCUGGAUACUAUCAUUCCUCCUAUACAGCCCGGCCAUUCUUUUAUGGGAAAGCAUUGUUGGUUACAGUAAUAUUCCUGAAGACCUCUGCAUUGCUGAAUUUCAUUAUACAUGGUACUUUCUUCUGGUGGCGUCAUCCAUUGGUUUUGCCCUCCCCUUCAUCAGUAUUUCAUUCUUUAAUCUGAGCAUCUACUGGAACAUCACUAAACGCAGCCGGAAGAAAAGACAUUCCUUGGCUCAAUUGGCAGGAAAGAAGGAGAACAAUGUCAGUUCAUACAUCAUAGCAACUAAUUUCAUUCUAGCUAAUGGAAAGUCAAAUGGAAAGUCAAAUGGACAGCAGGACUAUAAGUCCCCCGUACAGAGAAAAGUUCAUUUUCAUCUAAAAAAGCAACAAUUAGGAGGCCAAACCAUCUCAUCUAGUAAACAAAAUGAAGGUGUGCAUAGUGGGGACUUGCAUGUCAUAAAACUCUCCCGUUAA